Perkinsus marinus ATCC 50983 is the source of this 1273-nucleotide messenger RNA. RefSeq lists its product as hypothetical. NCBI's taxonomy places the organism in Eukaryota, Perkinsozoa, Perkinsida, Perkinsidae. The record is from RefSeq and is a predicted model, not a curated record. The transcript has 9 exons. The annotation marks the transcript as partial.
GUGUCGGUUGACUAGUACUGCUGGGGAUGGUGAUGACGAUGUCGGCCCCAAGCACAGUGAUGAGCGUCUCCGUCAUUCGAUAGCCUGGCAACUAUGGCUUCUGCAAUGGUUGGCCGCGGCUGAGGUAUCACUAUUGAAGGUGGACCCACAGAGGAGAGCAGUGGAGUGUUGGAAUGUAGAGCGAGACCUGUGUCGAGUUAUGGCCCAUAGACUGCAUUCCAUGGCCAACUGUGGGAUAUCACCCCAACAGAUAUCUAUGAUGUCGAGUAGUGCUGCUCUUGAGAUAGUAGAGCAUGACCUGACCGUACUUGGGGAAUCUCCGAUGCAGCUGGGGAUGACCAGUGAGGUUUAUGUGGAGCUCUUGGCGGGGACUGCAGCCUUCACUGACGGCACAUUAGAGGCUGCGGGGCUCAGCAAAGACUGGCUCAAGCACAUUGUAGUAAACGACAGGUGCCGUAGAAAGCUGACUAUAGACGGCACGCCAGCUGGGUUCCUCCGGCUCACUAUCGAGUACCUAACUCGCGCCUUGAAAACAGCGAAUGCCCCUCAACGGGAACACAAACGCCGACAAAAGCGUACUGACGAUUUCCGUCGGAGUGGUCGAGCUCAGCUAGCCAGCACUAUCAACGAGUUAGGCUGUAUCCAUCUAGCCCAGUUGACUCAGUUGCUGCGGUCCGGCUCAGCGGAUGACACUGUUGUGGUAGCAUUAGCCGUGGACGCCUUCUGUGAAUCAUACAGCGAGUUUGUUGCUGCUGGAGACAAGUUGAAUGUUAUGGUACCACUAGUGAACUUGGCAAGAUUAUGGCUAGCACUAGCUACUGGCCCACAUGUGGGAAGUGACUCUAUCGAGAGAUACCAGUGUACUUAUAGAGCCAUACGUCACCUUGAUAGGGCUGCCAAGUCGGCAUCGGCUAAUAAAGAGGCGGAAUCUGCCUUUAGUAAGCGUGAUAUAUACGCCACUGCAGCUGAGCAAGCCCAGCGACUUGGACGUCAUCUUGCGAAUGUCUUCAUGGACGUUGACCACCUCACACAGGAGGGUGACUAUAGUGCUCCAGUGAAAGUCGCUAUGGAGCAUGAUGUAAUUUGGCGACCUAGUGAGGACUUCUCCGACAAGGUGAAGGGCCAAUCGAUCGGUAGCCUAGCGUCCACUAUGCUCUCCGAGGCCUUGGUUUAUGCUGGCAAGGCAUGGACCUCUAAUAAGGAUACCAACGAUGGUCGGGGCAUCGGAGUUAUUGGCCCGGUGUACGGCCCUGGUGGACGUUGGUCGGGCUAA